AUGUGGUUAUCAACGUAUGCUCUUCGGUGCAUUGCACUCGUGUGCGUUGCAUUCGUUGCGUCCACGACUUCGACGACAGCUUCAGUAGCUCAAAAGGGCAAAGGAACCGUUCACGGAGACCUCCGUACCAGCACCACGGAAUGGCCGUCCUUGAAGCUCCACUUCACAUUGAAACGCGGCUCGAUGCAAGUCUACGGUCAGCCCGAGUUCGACGUGUAUGCUAACCCGAUCGUGUCGAACGACGGUCUUAGCGUCACGUACGACGGAUACGUGGACUUCACCGAAGGCUCGACCCUCACCCGGUACAUGCUGGUCGACGGUAUCGCCUACUCGACGACUACGACCUCCGAAACGGACCAAACUCAAGCUUCAUCGUCGUCAACUCAAUGUGUGGAAUCGAAGGCGCUGCCUCCUCUCAACGACAUGCUACCGGUGCUCAACGACGCCAUUCAAGUUGCAAACGCUACUUUAGACGGCACAAAGAUCAAAUGCUCACCAGGGAAUCUGUUCAAGGUGACGUUCCGGGGACUCAACCUGGCCGUGUGUGCGCUUGGUUCUUCGGGUGUUCACGUUUAUGGCAGUGACUUGGAGAUCAGAAUUAAAUAUCUAAAGAGCCGUGUGGAGAUUACGGCACCAGAGCUCAGUGGCAGUGCCUUGAGCAAGUGCGAGAAUGUCGUGAACGCCACUGCUAUGACUGAAACCUCAAUCGCCUUGCUCACUGGAGAUGUGAUCCCCGAGAGCGAGUCACGAAGCCUGGACUUCGACCCGGGCGUCGACUUAGCUGCCACUACGUGCUCGUGCAAGUCGACGCCACGUCCGUGUCUCUUUAUUCACGGUCUCGGUAUUGACUACGCGAAAGAGGAGCUCCAGGACUCGUUCAGCGACUACUGGGGCAACAUGACGGACCAUGCACCGUGCUGCACGGAAUUCAAGUACAUGAUCUGGAAUUCCAUGGAGACCGGAUGGAAUAACGACACCCAACAGCAGAUCAUGUGCGACCUUGCAGCUUCCGUGACAGAAUCGGGCUCACCAACCGAAAUCGCGGACACUAUCGUCGUGACGCACUCAAUGGGCGGACUCAUGUUGGCAGGCGCCAUCGCGACGGGGAAAUGCACGCUCGCUAACAGCAGCUCUUGGGUUGCUACCAGCCCACCGUUGUCAGGAAGUAUGGGUUCGGACUAUGCUCAGGAAGCCUGCAACGGGGAGCACACUAUUAUUAUGGAGGCCAUCGGCAACGUCACGGGUCAAUGUCCUGUGCUCGGAGCUACGAAGUCAUUAACGUAUAAAGGCGGAGAGUUGAGUUCUACAGGGCUGAAUGAUGGAUAUGAGGCAGCUCAAGAAGUUUUUAGGACUCAUGUACACGCAGCUAUGUGCAGCAACGCGUACUGGGGGCUGUUUUCGAUGUACCAGCCAAUGUAUUGGCUGCUUGGCGCUGGACUUCCUCAUAAGUCCGACGAGAACGAUGGAUUGGUCGAGUUCCAGAGCUGUGCCGGCGGUCUGCCGCUUGAACAGUUCGGUGACCAUUAUAGCGACCAAUUCUACGUGACAUCUCUCAACCACGCCGAUACCACGUUCUACAACGGCGACGGUCUCUUCAGUGCCGCGAAAAAGCCUGUCAAGUGGUUUGAGUGCGUGCUGUAG
Molecule: messenger RNA, 1641 nt
Organism: Phytophthora nicotianae INRA-310
Lineage: Eukaryota; Oomycota; Peronosporomycetes; Peronosporales; Peronosporaceae
Exons: 1
Coding region: 1-1641 (546 amino acids)
Source: RefSeq, a predicted model, not a curated record